AUGGAAAUGAGGGUAAUUACUAAAGAACAACCAUCCCCAUCAUUAUCAUCAUCAUCAUCAUCAUCAGACGACGAAGAAGAAGAAUGAGUUAAUCAACUUGGAGGUUUAUUUGUUAAUGGUCGACCGUUACCGGAUAGUACACGAACACGUAUAGUUGAACUUGCUCACAAUGGCAUGCGUCCUUGUGAUAUUAGUCGGUGUUUACAAGUAUCAAAUGGUUGUGUAUCAAAAAUUUUAGCACGAUAUUAUGAAACAGGUUCAAUAAAACCACGUGCAAUUGGAGGUUCUAAACCUCGUGUAGCAACAAAUGAUGUUGUACAAAAAAUUGCUCAAUAUAAACGUGAAACACCGUCCAUAUUUGCAUGGGAAAUUCGUGAUCGUCUUUUGGCUGAAAAUGUUUGUAAUCCAGAAAAUAUACCAAGUGUAUCUUCAAUAAAUCGAGUCUUAAGAAAUCUCGGUUCAAAAUCUUUAGAUUCAAUGACAAAUCAUGAAACAUAUUAUUCUGUUGAUAGUAAAUUACGCGUUUUACAAAGUCAACCAUGGCCAUCAUCAUCAUCAUCAUCAUUUUAUGUUCAUCAUCCUGGUGCACUACCACCAUCAACAGCAUAUUCAACUAGUGGAGAUUCAAACUCAGAAUAUAAACAUCAAACGCAUGAUGCUAAUCAUGGACAUCAUCAAGAUUUAGGAGAUUUGACUGAUGCAAGUAAUGAUAGCAAAACAGUUGUACGUGAUGGUUUAAAUGAGAAUGAUGAAGCUAUACAAGAACGUUUAAAAUUAAAACGUAAAUUACAACGUAAUAGAACAUCAUUUACACAAGAACAAAUUGAUGCUUUAGAGCAAGCUUUUAAUGGUACACAUUAUCCAGAUGUAUAUGCACGUGAAAAACUUGCACAAAAAAUUAAUUUACCUGAAGCAAGAAUUCAAGUAUGGUUUUCAAAUCGUCGAGCAAAAUAUCGUCGUGAAGAUAAAGUUAAAGGUCGUCGACAACAACAACAACAACAACAACAAUUAAUUAAUGAUAUGGGAGAAAAUAUGCGUCCAUCAGGUUCAACACCACCACUUUCAUUAUCACAACACAUACAACCAACAUCAUCAUCAUCAACAUCAUCACUUUAUCCUCAAGUACUUCCAACAAAUAAUGAUCCAAAUCAUCAUCAUCAUCAUCAUCAUCAUCAAUAUGGAGCAUUUAGUUCAGGUUUUACUGGACAAAUAGCUGCUGCUGCAGUUGCAUGUAGUUCUAGUGGAUAUCCAACAUUUUUUCCUAGUUCAGCACGUGGUUAUGAUGGACUUAGCCCAUUUAGUUCACCUUAUAAUCGUUCUUGUCCUAAUUAUUCAACAAGUAUACCAACUAAUCUAUCAUCAGAUUUAGAUCAUAUGAAAAAUAUGUCGUCAAUGUCAUCAUACGGUGGAGGACCACAUAUAUGGUAUUCACCAAUAUUACCAUAG
This is a messenger RNA of Rotaria sp. Silwood2, 1446 nucleotides long. The record is from the annotation of a GenBank genome assembly. Lineage: Eukaryota; Metazoa; Rotifera; Eurotatoria; Philodinida; Philodinidae.